AGAGGUCAAAGGACAGAUGACAACAAGAUCUGCCGGGAAUGCGUGGGCUCCCCGGACCGCUACGACUGGCUGUACCUGGGCUUCAUGGCCAUGCUUCCCCUGGUGUUGCACUGGUUCUUCAUUGAGUGGUACUUGGGAAAAAAGAGCUCCAGGGCACUGCUGCAGCACCUGACAGCCCUGCUGGAGUGUGGUGGUGCUGCCGUGCUGACGCUGCUGGCCAGCGACCCGCCGGGCUCGCCGCACCUGCGCUCCUGCCGGGUGAGGAAGCUCUCAGACUGGUACACCAUGCUGCACAACCCCAGCCCCGACUACCUCACCACCCUGCACUGCACCCAGGAGGCCGUCUACCCCCUGUACACCAUUGUGUUUAUCUACUACGCCUUCUGUCUGGUUUUGAUGAUGCUACUUCGGCCUCUUCUGGUUAAGAAAAUUGCCUGUGGUUUAGGAAAGUCUGAUCGGUUUAAAAGCAUUUAUGCGGCACUGUACUUCUUCCCCAUCCUCACCAUGCUCCAGGCCGUUGGAGGGGGCCUGCUCUAUUACGCCUUCCCAUACAUCGUACUGGUGUUGUCUCUGGUCACACUGGCCGUGUACAUGUCUGCUUCUGAAGUGGAGUCUUUCAAGGAUCUUCUUGUCAGAAAGAAAAGGCUUGUUGUCCUCUUCAGCCACUGGUUACUUCACGCCUAUGGAAUCAUCUCCAUUUCCAAACUGGAUAAGCUUGAGCAGGACCUGCUGUUGCUCGCCUUGGUCCCUGCCCCUACCCUCUUCUACCUCCUGACAGCGAAGUACACGGAGCCCUCACGCAUACUCUCAGAGGGUGGAAAUGGACAUUAAAAGGAGCCUGUGCCAACGACGCUGUCCUGAUGAUCUGUAUAAGCAAUUCUAAAGCUUGUUACACUUUGGAAACUUCUGGUUUAAAGGAACUUAUUUAUAUACAAGACUUAGAGGCG
Molecule: messenger RNA, 947 nt
Organism: Merops nubicus (carmine bee-eater)
Lineage: Eukaryota; Metazoa; Chordata; Aves; Coraciiformes; Meropidae
Gene: JKAMP
Product: JNK1/MAPK8-associated membrane protein
Exons: 5
Coding region: 85-831 (248 amino acids)
Biological process (GO): response to unfolded protein
Cellular component (GO): membrane
Molecular function (GO): ubiquitin protein ligase binding
Source: RefSeq, a predicted model, not a curated record